CCGAAUCACUGUACAAUGUUUUGGUUUUUUGUAAGUGCUGUUUUACUUUUAUUUGCAUUAAAAUUCCGUUAUCCUUACUUUAUCAAAGAGGCAAAGUACAUCUAUCGAGUAGCAUUGGUUGUAUAUCGUAUGACAAAAUACAUCAAAUCCAAACCUUUCUAUUCCUUGGUGGAUCGAUUCUUGGACUCGGUUCGGAAGAGCCCACACAAAGCGUUCAUUCGGUUUCAGGAUCAAACAUACUCGUAUGUACAGUCGGAUAAACAGAGUAAUAAAAUCGCGAGGAGUUUGUUAAAACACGCAGAUCUUCAUGAAGGAGAUACAGUUGCGCUUCUGUUGGGAAACGAGCCCAUGUUCUUGUGGAUAUGCUUGGCUUUGGCCAAGAUCGGAUGUUCUGCUGCUCUUCUCAAUCAUAACAUCCGAUCCAAAUCACUGGUGCACUGUUUCACCUGCUGUGAGGCCAGGGUGCUGAUCGCUGGGGCAGAACUGCAGGAUGCUGUUGAGGAGGUGCUUCCCGCGCUGAGAGAGCAGGGCAUCUCGGUCUAUAUACUGACUGACCAUGUGACCUCCGAGGGAAUGAAAAGUCUUACAGACAAGAUCAAGCAGGCCUCAGAUGAGCCUGUUCCCGCAGACCUGAGGGCCAGCAUGAGCCUCGACAGCCCGGCGGCGUACAUCUACACGUCAGGCACCACGGGUCUUCCAAAGGCAGCAGUGAUCACUCAUCGGAGGCUGUGGGCCAUUGCCUUCUUCCAGUCCAUUUGUGGUGUGACGUCUGAUGAUGUGGUGUACGUCUGCCUUCCCUUGUAUCACAGCGCUGGCUUUGGCAUUGGAUUCGGAGGUGCUAUUGAAAGAGGAGCGACUGUUGUCCUGAAGAGCAAAUUUUCUUCCUCUCAGUUCUGGGACGACUGCAGAAAAUAUAAUGUUACUGUAAUACAGUAUAUUGGAGAAACCAUGCGCUACCUCUGCAAUACACCAAAGCGUGUUAGUGACCAAGUACACAACGUUAGAAUGGCCAUUGGGAAUGGGAUCAGGCCAGAGGUCUGGAGGACGUUCAUCAGCCGAUUCGGUCACGUCGACAUCAGAGAGUUCUACGGCUCAACCGAAGGAACCUUGGGCUUUUUGAACUUCGCAGGGAAAAUUGGGGCUGUCGGUAGAGUGAAUUUUUUACAUAAGAAACUGUAUCCAUAUUCAUUGGUUAAGUUUGAUAAGGAACAAGAGGAACCUGUAAGAAAUGCAAAUGGAUUUUGCAUAGAAGUAGCUAAAGGAGAGACAGGUCUGCUAGUAUCACAGAUUACCCAGAAGGCCCAGUUCGCUGGAUAUGCCAGGGAUCCGAAACAGACGGAGAAGAAGAAACUCUACGAUGUGUUUGAAAAAGGAGACAUUUACUUCAACUCUGGAGAUCUGUUCAAGAUAGAUCGUGAAAACUUCAUCUACUUCCAGGAUCGGGUGGGCGACACCUUCAGGUGGAAAGGGGAGAACGUUUCCACAAAUGAAGUGUCGGACAUCUUGACUAAUGCGACGAGUAUCGAGGAAGCAAAUGUAUACGGCGUUGAAGUUCCAGGGUAUGAGGGGAGGAUAGGAAUGUCUACCAUCACAUUGAAGAAGGACCAUCAGUUUGAGUGUGAUGGCAUUUUUAGUCAUGUGACCACUUACCUCCCCUCGUAUGCCAGACCACGCUUCAUAAGGAUCCAGAACAGUUUGGCUGUAACCUGCACCUUCAAACAGCUCAAAGGGAAGUUGGCAGAGGAGGGCUUCAACCCUGCUGCAAUCUCAGAUCCUCUGUUUGUUUUAGAUGAGAAGGUGAACAGCUACAGACCGCUGACACAUGACACAUAUCAGUCGAUAUUGGAGGGUCACUUCAGAUUGUGAAGAGCAGG
Molecule: messenger RNA, 1874 nt
Organism: Rhinichthys klamathensis goyatoka
Lineage: Eukaryota; Metazoa; Chordata; Actinopteri; Cypriniformes; Leuciscidae
Gene: slc27a2b
Product: solute carrier family 27 member 2b
Exons: 10
Coding region: 16-1866 (616 amino acids)
Molecular function (GO): long-chain fatty acid transmembrane transporter activity; long-chain fatty acid-CoA ligase activity
Source: RefSeq, a predicted model, not a curated record